Messenger RNA from Amphibalanus amphitrite, 2169 nucleotides. Its product is annotated as hairy/enhancer-of-split related with YRPW motif protein-like. Gene Ontology annotation, biological process: anterior/posterior pattern specification; regulation of transcription by RNA polymerase II; regulation of neurogenesis. The transcript has 3 exons. Bases 835 to 1656 code for a protein of 273 amino acids. NCBI's taxonomy places the organism in Eukaryota, Metazoa, Arthropoda, Thecostraca, Balanomorpha, Balanidae. Gene Ontology annotation, cellular component: nucleus. Gene Ontology annotation, molecular function: RNA polymerase II cis-regulatory region sequence-specific DNA binding; protein dimerization activity; DNA-binding transcription factor activity, RNA polymerase II-specific. The record is from RefSeq and is a predicted model, not a curated record.
AUUAGGCAUAGGAGAGACAUAAGAGAUACGGAGAAUGUUCAGCAAUCAACAGUGUAAUUUAAAUCACUCGGAGGUGAAAAGUAUAAGGAUAAGUUGUGCGUAGGUAUUAAGGCAAAAAUAAUCACAACUGACGACGCAGCCGAUCAUUUUUUCCGCGACUUCUGUGCAAGAGGCGAUAUAUCACUUCGGCUACCCAUUGGGAAUCGCUUGGGGCACCGCGAACCCCCAGCCGAAUCAUGACCGUCUGUGUGCUGAGGUGUGGCAGCAGCUCGUAUCGGAUGCCGAUGCGUGGACUCUGCAGCAUAUUAGCAUAACACCGCCUGAUCGAAGUUCUCAGCAGUCUGAAAAUAAGACUGGGUCGAGGAGACCUUUUGCUGCAGUUUUAGUGGAAUCAGAGCACUGCGCCGGACUCUGGCCGGGAGUUCGGGCCACUCUGUGAGCUGAGAGUGAGAGCGUGCUGGGCGGCGAGAGGCGGCCGGCCUCCGACCUCCCGCCGUUCUCGGUCAGUCUCAGUGUCACGGCGCGUGGCACGUGCCACCACGACGGCGGCACGGGCACGACGAGCGCCGGCCGGCCGCAGCCACGCUCCGAGCGUCGGCCGGCACCUCCUAACGAGCGGCACCGCGCCGCGCCGGAGCCGCGCCGCUCCCACGCCGCCGUGGGAACGCCGCCGACGGGGGCGGCGCGGCGGCGCGCGCAUGCGCCCUGAGGCCCGUCGGCGGCCGCCCGAGCGGCGGUCGGUCGUGUGUCAGACGCAGGGCGGCUUCCGUCGACGGCGGACGCGACACGUGACCUCCCGGCGACGUCGGCGGCGACGACACGUGACCGUCAGCCAUGAUCAGCAUGAAGCGCUCGGUGAGCGACAGCGACUGCGAGGACGCCUUCACCGACGACUGCCGAGAUGACCAGUCGGGUGAGUUUGGCACCCACCGCAAGAGGCGGCGCGGGGUCAUCGAGAAGAAGCGGCGCGACCGCAUCAACAAUUCGCUGGCCGAGCUGCGACGCCUGGUGCCCACCGCCUUCGAGAAGCAGGGCUCGGCCAAACUGGAGAAGGCAGAGAUACUCCAGAUGACCGUCGAUCACCUGAAGGUGCUGCACGCCAAAGGACUGGACGCGCUGGCGUACGACCCAAACAAGUUCGCCGUCGACUACCACAGUAUCGGUUUUCGCGAGUGCGCCGCCGAGGUGGCUCGCUACCUGGUCACCGUCGAGGGCAUGGACAUCCAGGACCCUCUGCGACUGCGGCUCAUGUCGCACCUGCAGUGCUACUCGGCGCAGCGCGAGCUGGCCAACAAGCAGCACAGCAGCGGCUGGGGCUUCCAGCCGUACCCGGCGGCGGCGGCUGCGGCCGGCGGCGUGCCGACGCCUGUGGAGGCGCAGAGCUACCACGGCGCGCUGAGCGGCCACUGCGCGGCGCCUGAGCCGAGCGCGGCGCCCGGCUCCAUGGCGCGCUACGCCGCUGCCAUGCCGGCCACUAUGGGCAGCGUGAUGGCCGCCCAGUACCCGGCCAACAGCGGCUUCGGCGCCGUCACCGGCCAGACGGUGAGCUCGUACGGCCUGGCCGGCCAGCCGACGGCUCAGCACACGGCCAGCAGCAGCAGCGCGGCCGGCUCGCCGCGCCCCUACCGGCCCUGGGGCACCGAGCUGGCCUACUGACCGGCGCCCGCCGCCGGCGGCAGCACACGGGGCGCGGACGGACGGAGCGGUCCACUAGUCAUUUUGUGAUAUACGGAGACGGUUGAAGAGAUGGUUUCUGGUCAUUGUGUAUAGAACGAUAAGGUAUGGGUCAAGUUGGUAUGAUGUGCUUAUACGUCUUCAACGCUAGUCUUUCUUGUUCACUUUCCAGUAGGCAAUGCCUACUCUAUUCUGUCAGUGAUUUGAAUGCUCGGAAACAUCCUCAGGUAGAGUAAGUUACCGGAUGUCUGGCUAGCAUGAUGUUCUUUUAUCUACCGUGAAAUCAAUUAGCUUUCAUUCUAUACGUUAUCUGCAAUGGUUUAUAUCCGCUAUAAAGGCGGUCAAACCCUUGUUUUUAAUUCAUGCUCGAUUGAAACUCUGAGGCUCAAUGUUUUGCAUUCCAUUUCUAGUCGACAUGUGUAUAAAACGUGCUAUAAUGCGUGCUAUUUUUACAUAGUGUGUGAUUUUGUGUAAUACAAAACAUAUUGAAAACAA